AGAGUGCGGCUUGUCGGCUCGCGUGUACGUGCCUACUGACGCGCUGUUGUACCGGUCUUCAGUGUAUAGUUAGCGUGUCCCACUGGGCCUAGCGCCAGCAUGGACGCGGUACUGGCAGCGCUCGUCGCGCUAAUGGCAUUGGCCGCCGCGAUGGCAGCCGUGCUAAGCACCCUCUCGAAAGCUGCGAUCUUCGCGCUGCUCGCGAUCGCCCCAUGCCUAUACCGAUACAGGAAGCGCAUUUACGUGAUCUUGAAAACUCUACCGAGGGAUACCAAGUUCCUGUGGCGGUAUGCGAACGGCAUGAUCCGGUCGAAACGAUGGGGCCGACAGGACGCCACCGUCGCGCAGCUUUUCACGCAGCGCGCGCGCCGCACGCCCGACGCGCCGUGCUUCAUCGUCGUCGGCGAUCGCACCUGGACCUUCAAAGAGAUGGACGAAAAGUCAAACCAAGUGGCGAGAGUGAUGCAGGAACAUCUAGGUCUGAAGCGUGCUGACGUUGUGUGCGUGUUCAUGCCCAAUUGCGCGGAGUACGUGUGGACUUGGCUGGGCAUGGCGAAGGUGGGCGCUGUCUCGGCCCUCAUCAAUAGCAACCUUCGCCACAAACCGCUACUGCACUGCGUCCAAGUUGCUAAACCGAAAGCUAUCGUCUUUUCAGACCAGCUGGCUAGCGCCGUGCAAGAGAUUCGGGAGCAGUUGCCGGGUGAUCUGAAACUGUUCCAGCUGUACGGCGAGUGUGCAGAAGGCGUAUUAGAUCUCGGGGCGGAGAUGGAUAGACAACUGCCUCUCCCGCCGCUCGUCACCGAGACUCUGCACUACAAGGACACGCUUCUCUACAUAUAUACGUCUGGGACCACCGGCAUGCCCAAGGCGGCGGUGCUGCCAAAUUCUAAGUAUCUCCUGAUAAUGGUCGCCACGGUGCAUAUGCUCGGUCUAAAGUCCUGGGACCGGAUGUAUAAUGCGCUACCGCUGUACCACACGGCGGGUGGCCUGGUGGGCACGGGUGCAGCUCUUGUCGACGGUAUACCCUCAGUCAUUCGGCCACGUUUCUCCGCUUCUAACUACUGGGCUGAUUGCGUCAAAUAUAACUGCACGGUGGCGCAGUACAUUGGAGAGAUGUGCCGAUAUCUGUUGGCGCAGCCGCCUCGGCCGACGGACGCGCAACAUCGCGUGCGCAUUAUGGUCGGCAACGGUAUGCGCCCCGCCAUAUGGCAGCAAAUUGUAGACAGGUUCAAAGUGCCGCAGAUAAAUGAAAUCUACGGAGCAACGGAGGGCAAUGCAAAUAUCAUUAAUGUGGACAACACGCUCGGCGCGGUUGGCUUCCUACCGAAGCUAGUACCAACUAGUCUACACCCCAUCGCCCUGGUGCGCUCCGACGAGCAAGGCAACCUUGUCAGAGGCGCAGACGGAUUCUGUAUACGAUGCGUACCCAAUGAGCCUGGCAUGUUCAUUGGCCUCAUCGCACAGGGCAACGCGUCUAGAGAAUAUUAUGGAUAUGUGGAUAAGAGCGAGAGUAACAAGAAGAUGGUCCGUGACGUGUUCCAAAAGGGUGACGCGGCUUUCGUGAGCGGCGACAUUCUGGUAGCCGAUGAGCUCGGCUACCUGUUCUUCAGGGACCGCACCGGCGACACAUACCGGUGGAAGGGAGAGAACGUCGCCACAGCUGAGGUGGAGGACGCUAUGGGACACGCCCUCGGACAGAGAGCAUGCGCCGUAUACGGUGUUUCUGUGCCGCAAACCGAGGGUCGCGUGGGCAUGGCCGCUAUAGCGGACGAGAAUGGUUCGCUGGAGCUGAACAAGCUGGCGCGACACUUGGACGACUCGCUGCCGUCGUACGCUCGACCACUGUUCCUCCGACUCGUCAAAGACAUCGAAAUCACAAGUACGUUUAAAUUGAAGAAACUGCACUACCAGAAGGAAGGCUUCGACCCGGACGUGAUCAAGGACCCGCUGUACUUCAGAUCUGGUGAUGGAUUUGUGCCAGUCACCACUCAACUAUUCGCCGACAUAUGCACAGGCCGCGUUAAGCUGUAAGCGGCCUUAACACAGCGCCAUAAGAAGCACACUCGAUUCCUCAGUGGGAACGUCAUUAUCAGCUCAGCUUCAAAUUCUCCGUGAAUUAUAACACAGGUGCUGAUAUAUUGGAGUAUUCAAAUCGACGAUUGAUCCUUUAUAGACUAUAAAAGUAACAAGUAAAAGUUGUGGUGUAUGUUCAAUUUGAUAUAACAGUCAAAUUAAUAUUAUUCAUUAAAAAACGUAAUUUAAUAGC
Messenger RNA from Diatraea saccharalis (sugarcane borer), 2266 nucleotides. The record is from the annotation of a GenBank genome assembly. NCBI's taxonomy places the organism in Eukaryota, Metazoa, Arthropoda, Insecta, Lepidoptera, Crambidae.